Molecule: messenger RNA, 9335 nt
Organism: Oncorhynchus kisutch (coho salmon)
Lineage: Eukaryota; Metazoa; Chordata; Actinopteri; Salmoniformes; Salmonidae
Product: forkhead box protein N3-like
Exons: 5
Coding region: 21-1376 (451 amino acids)
Biological process (GO): regulation of DNA-templated transcription
Cellular component (GO): nucleus
Molecular function (GO): cis-regulatory region sequence-specific DNA binding; DNA-binding transcription factor activity
Source: RefSeq, a predicted model, not a curated record
AGGAGAGAGCCCAGGGUUGAAUGGGACCCACUAUGCCGCCCAGUAAGAAGGCCAGGAGCCAGAACAACGGAUUAGUAGCCACCCAGGGUCUGAGUCCUUUCUACAGGGAGGCGGAGGCAACAGACCUGUCCUUGUCACUGUCGGCCUCCUUCUCCAAGGCCGAGGACGAGGAGCUCACCAGCCUCUCCUGGCUCCACGAGAGCACCAACCUUCUCAACAGCUUCUCUCACUCGGGGCUCCGCUCCGUCUCGCCCCUGCAAGAUCCUGAUGGUCACCCCCUACCCCCCCUCUCCCCUUCCUCCUCCUCCCCCUCCCCCGAUCCAUGUGACUCCUCUUCCUACGACAUGGCCACGGGAGCCAAUAGGAAGCCCCCGUAUUCCUUCAGCUGCCUAAUCUUCAUGGCAAUAGAGGAUGCGCCAUCCAAGAGGCUGCCGGUGAAAGAUAUCUAUGGUUGGAUCCUGGAGCAUUUCCCCUAUUUUGCUAGCGCCCCUACUGGCUGGAAGAACUCGGUGCGCCAUAAUCUGUCGCUCAAUAAGUGUUUCAAGAAGGUGGACAAGGACAGGAGUCAGAGUAUAGGUAAAGGCUCACUGUGGUCCAUAGAUCCAGAGUACAGACACAACCUGAUCCAGGCCUUGAAGAAGACCCCGUACCACCCCUACUCGCCGGGACUGGUUACCCCCUUCACCUCUUCUCCCACCUCUCCUCAGGCAUAUCACAGUCCUCUACUUUGGCCAAGGAGUCCCUUCUUCAGAAAGAAUGGAGUUCUCUUACAAGUUUCUCAAGGCGUGAUCCAAAAUGGGGCCUGCGUCAGGAGCCAUUGUCUGUUUCCUGUCAUCCGACCCCUACCCAUUAGCCCCGUGGGCAGAAGGACCACUGCGAUAAGGUCAGCUCUGGGAGAAUACCUGACCCCCUGUGACCCCUCCCACCCUCCCAACGACGACCUCCAGGAGGACCACAACUACAGCAAUGCCAAAUCCCCCAGCAUGCCCUGUUCUUCCCAGGGGCCCUCCGUGUCCGACGAAGACGAUGAAAUCAUUGCAGUGGAGGUGGGAGUCCACCGAGGGGUCAAAUCCGAACCUAAAGAAGUCCCACUGGACUCUGCCUCCGUCUCCUUCCUAUCCCAGCAUGCCCGGCGACGGGGACUGCCCUGGACCAAAAACCGCCUACGGGCCCUGGGUGACACACUGCCGCUGAAGAAGCGCCGUUCGGCAGCAUCGGCAGAGAAGCCGCCGUUGGAGAGCGAUGAUGAGGAGAUGAAGGAGGCGGCUGGGUCGUUGCUCCACCUGGCGGGCGUCAGGGCGUGCCUCAACAACAUCACAAAUCGAGCCAAGGCUGCUCAGAAAGAGAAGGAGCAGAAAGAGGCCCUCAGAAACUAAAUAAUGCCAGGCCAUAGAGAGGCCUACACAUCAGGCCUGUAACCUGGCCUACACACCUGGCCAGCACACCUGGACUACACACAUAUCGCCAUGGCCUAGAAAGUAAUAGCUGAGACACGCCACAAAGACCAAUGGCUAAAAGCAGCGGGUUGGUGUGGUGCGUUGCAAGGUGUGUUAGCAAUCACCUGCUGGGUGUUGACAAAUGGUGGAGAUUCAACAUGUAGAAACGUUGUGAAAUGAACAGAAAAGGACAGCAGAUAUUCUGGUCAGAGUAGAUAUGAAGGACACCAGCUGCUUCUAACCAUUGGUGGUGUGUUGUGUCUCUGAUGCCUGAUUCCCACUAUUGACCCAAACUAAAGCCUAUACUGUGCUGGCUCUGAACAUUUAUUUUCAGAGCGUCCUUUCCAGCAUGGUUCCAGCAGCAACUAUGGUGGAUGAGGGUAACCAGGCCAGGAAGCCCCAGUACAUCUCGGCUUGGCUCAGCUCAACUUUGGCUUCCAUAGUGUGAAAAGGGUAUAUGUUCAGGCCUGAACACAGAGUCCUUCAGUAGGACGACACACCAGGUCUACACACUGACCUAUCAACCACCAACGGGCCAAGACAUAGAACUCUAUUCAAGCAUUAGUCUCAAUAGACAUUACUUCAUCUAUCUCUCUCACUCUAUCUCUCUCUAGCUCUCUUUCUCUCCUCCAGGGGCAUUAGGAGCAUCCUACUUAUUUGUGGCAAUAUCAGAAAUCCAUGUUUUCCUAUACGUUUCCUAUACGUUUCCUAUACGUUUCCUAUAUGUUUCCUAUACGUUUCCUAUAUGUUUCCUAUACGUUUCCUAUACGUUUCCUAUAUGUUUCCUAUACAUUUCCUAUACGUUUCCUAUACGUUUCCUAUAUGUUUCAAUGCUAACUCUGAUGGGUAAUUGAUUCUCAUGUGUCUCUGUUGAUGUUUUUAUGUUGUGUAAAGGGAUGCAAGCCAUAGAAAAAUAUGUUUUGUCACUAAUUAGGGAAAAACAUAGUAGAAAAUGUCAUGUUUGAGGAGACUAGCUGACCGUUUUGUGUAAUCUGUAAGUGUCAGAGGUUACGUCUGUGAAUCUGUAGCAAAUGUCCAGUAAUGUAAGCAAGGAAGUUGAGCCAAUAAUACUUACAGUUUUAAAACAGUUAAAACCUGCUGCUCACACAUCCUACGCCCAUGAGCACAACAUGCAAGACUGUGCCAAAGACAAGCGACCAGGUUGCCUGAUGUAGCCAAUCUGCUUACAAAGACAAAUGUAAAGGCAUAGCAACAUCAUACAUGGUCAUGUAUGGCUCAGUUGGUGGAGCACGGCUGUUGCACCACCUAGGGUUGUGGAUUCAAUACCCGUGGCUACCCGCAUAAAUUGUGUUCAUGCACGACUGUAAGUUGCUUUGGAUGAAAGCAUCUGCUCAAUGGCAAUGAAUAUAUUAUUACAUCAGAAGAUCUUCAGAGAAGAGACAGGAGAAUACCGUAAAUGUCUAAACAAUUGUAAAAAUCCGUUCUUAGAGAAUCACGCAUGCACUUAAUUGACAUUCAUUACAGCAAUUUCUAUUACCAAUAGUAAAGACAUCAUGGAGAACGGGGCACGAUUCCAUUAAGAGCACUUUUUAAUAUUUAAGGAAAAUUAGAACUUUACUGUUACAAUGUUUUUGUUGUCAUGGUGACGACUUAAGUGCCGGGUCAGAGGCAAUAUAUCUCCUCCAUCUUGUGCUUGUUGCUCAUCUGCGUCUGAAAUGGCACCCUAUUCCCUUUAUAGUGCACUACCUUGUCCAGAGCGUCAUGGGCCCUGGCCAAAAGUAGUGCACUAUAUAGGGAAUAGGGUGCCAUUUCAGACACAGUUUCACUUAGACUAUGUCCCUCAAGCUCUUCCAGAAUUUCUCUUCUAUUAAAAAGUGAAUGUCAGUUUAAAUAUACCCCAUGUUACGACACCUGCCUAUCAUUUAACAGACUCACAAAACUAUUUACAUAAAUUGUGGAUUCGUUGUCGUUUUAUCUCUGUUUGAAAUGUUUCCCAUUCUUCCUCUACCUACUCUCAUAAAAGUAUAAGCAAUUUGUCCAGUCUGGACAACUGUAAAAAGGUUAGAAAAUAUUUUAUUUUUCCUUUCUUAAUUGAAGCAAUUUGACCUGCAGGACUUUCUCAGUUAUAUUGCAUGGCUGCUUGUAAAUAAGAUACAAAAGUAAAUCAUUUUUUAUUCAAAGAUCAUGUGAUAUAAACAAUGUAUUUAGCAUGAAGCAUGACUUAUUUUCAUAUAAACUUAGAUCCUACAAGAGAAAACUAAGUUUUUGCAGACAAUUCUUAUACCCUCGAUUUUUGUUUAAUUUAAUUAGAUUUUUUUUUGUGUAAAUUGAUAAUUGUAUUUCUUCAGAUGAGCAGAUUUAUAAAGACAAAUCUUCUUCAAGGAGAAAUGUUAUGGGGAAAUCACUCUGCAAUUAUGAGGCCCUUCUACUCUGGCCUUUAGGUAUAACAGACCUGGGUUUAAAUACUAUUUGAAAGCUUUCAAAUACUUUGAAUGACCUUGAGUGCCAGAUGGGCGGGGUUUGUACUUUGGGACUUUUCUAUUUGUUCCAUUGAGGCAAGCCCUAUCAAGCACAGCCCAAGUAUUUUAAAUUAUGUCAAAUACUGUAGCGUUUAAACCCAUGUCUGUUAGGUAUAAGAUUGAAAAGCCUCUAGUCUUCUGCCUCUUAAAAGAUAAAUAUGUCAAUGGUCUAGUGUUUUUCAGAAGUUAUCAAUAGUGUGUGUGUGUGUGUGUGAGUGUUUGUGUGUGUGUGAGUGUUUGUGUGUGUCCAACAACCAUACACCCUUUAACAUUGUGCCUGUUCUCAAGGCGUUGUGUUCCAAUGUCUUUGAUUGACAUGAUUUCAUAUUGAACAGCACAUAUUUCUUUAUUUAUCACAGUAUUUUCUCAUUUUGUGAAUAUGUUACUAUUGGGUCCGAGUUUUCUCCUGGCAGAAACCUCAGUGUAAACUGAUGGGGUAUAAGGAACUGUUUAACAUGGAAUUUAGAAUUCGUCAGAAUGUUCAGAACAAGUUCCACUGUUCUAAUUGGCUCCCUAGUCUACACCAGAUUAGCAUAGGCAAACCUUUUGUUCAAAGUUAUGUCAGAUACAAUAUAUUAAUGUAUGACUCAAUAGAGCCUGUUUUUAUGGAUUAUUUACUUUGGAAAAAUGACAGUACAAAGGGAAAGUAUUAUAUAAUGAGCGAUGUUUAAACCCUGCCAAUUGUUUAAGUUUUGAGUGAUUCAGUACAUUUAGCCCUGCCGUAGAUGAUUCGUGUAAGCUAUAAUGAGAAUACAUUAAAGCCUUAGUCAGUUCAUGCUCUGGUAUGUUCAUAUAUACAUGCAUACAUUUACAUUUUUACCUUUAUUUAACUAGGCAAUUCAGUUAAGAACAAAUUCUUAUUUACAAUGACGGGCCUGCCUAGAACAACAUAUUUUUUACCUUGUCAGCUUGGGGAUUUGAUCCAGCAACGUUUCAAUUACUGACUCAAAGCUCUAACCACUAGGCUACCUGCUGCCCAAAACUGUACAUACAUACAUACAUAAAUACAUACAUACAUACAUUGGAGUUGUACCAGAAACAGAACAUGUUUCUGGUACAACCAGCAGAGGUAAUAGGGUUUGGACUGAGGUUAUGUGCAGAGUAGAGUCAGAGUAGAGUCAGAGAGGUCCAGAGAGAGUCAGAGUAGAGUCAGAGUAGAGUCAGAGAGGUCCAGAGAGAGUCAGAGUAGAGUAGAGUCAGAGUAGAGUCAGAGUAGAGUCAGACAGGUCCAGAGAGAGUCAGAGUAGAGUCAGAGCAGUCCAGAGAGCGUCAGAGUAGAGUCAGAGUAGAGUCAGAGUAGAGUCAGAUAGGUCCAGAGAGAGUCAGAGUAGAGUCAGACAGGUCCAGAGAGAGUCAGAGCGGUCCAGAGAGUGUCAGAGUAGAGUCAGAGUAGAGUCAGAGUAGAGUCAGAUAGAGCCAGAGUAGAGUCAGACAGGUCCAGAGAGAGUCAGAGUAGAGUCAGAGUAGAGUCAGACAGGUCCAGAGAGAGUCAAAGUAGAGUCAGAGAGGUCCAGAGAGUGUCAGAGUAGUCAGAUAGAGCCAGAGUAGAGUCAGAGUAGAGUCAGACAGGUCCAGAGAGAGUAAGAGUAGAGUCAGAGUAGAGUCAGACAGGUCCAGAGAGUGUCAGAGUAGAGUCAGAGUAGAGUCAGAGUAGAGUCAGAGUAAAGUCAGAUAGAGCCAGAGUAGAGUCAGACAGGUCCAGAGAGUGUCAGAGUAGUGUCAGAGUAGAGUCAGAGCCAGAGUAGAGUCAGACAGGUCCAGAGAGAGUCAGAUAGAGCCAGAGUAUAGUCAGAGUAGAGUCAGAGUAGAGUCAGAGUAGAGUCAGAGAGGUCCAGAGAGUGUCAGAGUAGAGUCAGAGAGGUCCAGAGAGUGUCAGAGUAGAGGCAGAGUAGAGUCAGAGUAGAGUCAGAUAGAGCCAGAGUAGAGUCAGACAGGUCCAGAGAGAGUCAGAAAGAGCUAGAGUAUAGUCAGAGUAGAGUCAGAGUAGAGUCAGAGAGGUCCAGAGAGUGUCAGAGUAGAGUCAGAGUAGAGUCAGACAGGUCCAGAGAGUGUCAGAGUAGAGUCAGAGAGGUCCAGAGAGUGUCAGAGUAGAGGCAGAGUAGAGUCAGACAGGUCCAGAGAGAGUCAGAGUAGAGUCAGAGUAGAGACAGAUAGAGCCAGAGUAGAGACAGAUAGAGCCAGAGUAGAGUCACAGUAGAGUCAGAGUAGAGUCAGAUAGAGUCAGAUAGAGCCAGAGUAGAGCCAGAGUAGAGUCAGAGUAGAGUCAGAUAGAGUAAGAGUAGAGUCAGAUAGAGUCAGAGUAGAGUCAGAUAGAGUCAGAUAGAGUCAGAUAGAGCCAGAGUAGAGCCAGAGUAGAGUCAGAGUAGAGUCAGAUAGAGUCAGAUAGAGUCAGAUAGAGCUAGAGUAGAGUCAGAGUAGAGUCAGAGUAGAGUCAGAUAGAGCCAGAGUUGGCUACAGUAGUGGUUUAGGGCAGGGUUUCCCAAACUCGGUCCUGGGGUACCCCUGUGUGCAUGUUUUGUUUUUGCCGUAGCGCUACCCAGCUGAUUCAAAUAAAUACAGCUUGAUGAUGAGUUGGUUAUUUGAAUCAGCUGUGUAGUGCUAGGGGAAAAAAGUCAAAUGUGCACCCAGGGCCACAGGACUGAGUUUGGGAAAUCCUGGUUUAAAGCAAAGGCAGAGAGUGACUACAGUAGUGGUUUAAAGGAAAGGCAGAGAGUGACUACAGUAGUGGUUUAAAGGAAAGGCAGAGAGUGACUACAGUAGUGGUUUAAAGGAAAAGCAGAGAGUGACUACAGUAGUGGUUUAAAGGAAAAGCAGAGAGUGACUACAGUACUGGUUUAGAGAAAUGACAGAGCGUGACUGUGACAGCUAGACAGGGAGACAGACAAGCAAAUGUUCUGAGUUCCAUUGAGUUCCGUUGUCAUAGUAUUCUAUCAGCUGUGAUGGAGAACAAUGAAAUUCUAUACAAUUCAAUGUGCUUCUAUCAAUGUUUGCAUGAAGAAGAAAAAGCUACCUGGUUGUGUCUGAAAUGGCUCUAUAUUCCAAAUAUAUAGUGCACUUUUUUUGAUGAGAGCCCUGGUCCAAAGUAGUGCACUAUAUAGGGAAUCGGGUGCCAUUUCAGAUGCACACUUACUGUCCCUGUAUACAUCACUGCCGACUCCACUUCCUGUCCUGACUGUGUUGGAGUUUUCUUGCGUUACAAGUCAAGCCCUCUGUGUUAUCGUGACGAAUGUGUUGAAGAGUCUGCCCUGGCAUGUCAAGGACAAUGUGUUGUAGAGUCUUCCCUGGCAUGUCAAGGACAAUGUGUUGUAGAGUCUGCCCUGGCAUGUCAAGGACAAUGUGUUGAAGAGUCUGCCCUGGCAUGUCAAGGACAAUGUGUUGUAGAGUCUGCCCUGGCAUGUCAAGGACAAUGUGUUGUAGAGUCUGCCCUGGCAUGUCAAGGACAAUGUGUUGAAGAGUCUGCCCUGGCAUGUGAAGGACAAUGUGUUGUAGAGUCUGCCCUGGCAUGUCAAGGACAAUGUGUUGAAGAGUCUGCCCUGGCAUGUCAAGGACAAUGUGUUGAAGAGUCUGCCCUGGCAUGUCAAGGACAAUGUGUUGAAGAGUCUGCCCUGGCAUGUCAAGGACAAUGUGUUGUAGAGUCUGCCCUGGCAUGUCAAGGACAAUGUGUUGAAGAGUCUGCCCUGGCAUGUCAAGGACAAUGUGUUGGAGAGUCUGCCCUGGCAUGUGAAGGACAAUGUGUUGUAGAGUCUGCCCUGGCAUGUCAAGAACAAUGUGUUGAAGAGUCUGCCCUGGCAUGUCAAGGACAAUGUGUUGUAGAGUCUGCCCUGGCAUGUCAAGGACAAUGUGUUGAAGAGUCUGCCCUGGCAUGUCAAGGACAAUGUGUUGAAGAGUCUGCCCUGGCAUGUCAAGGACAAUGUGUUGAAGAGUCUGCCCUGGCAUGUCAAGGACAAUGUGUUGUAAUGUCUGCCCUGGCAUGUCAAGGACAAUGUGUUGUAGAGUCUGCCCUGGCAUGUCAAGGACAAUGUGUUGUAGAGUCUGCCCUGGCAUGUCAAGGACAAUGUGUUGCUUUAGUCACCACCUUCUCAUCCAGUGACUCACAUAAUGUCUGUGUCCCAAAUUGCACCCUAUUCCCUAUAUACACUGAGUAUACCAAACAUUAGGAACACCUUCCUGAUAUUGUCUUGCACCCUCCCCCCUCAGAACAGCCUCAAUUCAUCAGGGCAUUGGACUCUACAAGAUGUUGAAAGUGUUCUACAGGGAUGCUGGCACACGUUGACUCCAAUGCUUCCCACAGUUGUGUCAAGUUGGCUUGAUGUCCUUUGGGUGGUGGACCAUUCUUGAUACACAGAGGAAACUGUUGAGAGUGAAAAACUCAGCAGCUUUACAGUUCUUGACAAGAAAUGGUGCGACUGGCACCUAGUACCAUACCCCAUUCAAAGGCAAUUAAAUAUUUUGUCUUGCCCAUUCACCCUCUGAAUAAAUACACAUACACAUUCCAUGUCUCAAUUGUAUCAAGGCUCAACAAUCCUUCUUUAACCUGCCUCCUCCCCUUCAUCUACACUGAUUUGAAGUGGAUUUAACAAGUGACACCAAUAAGGGAUCAUAGCUUUCACCUGGAUUCACCUGGUCAGUCUGUAUCAUGGAGAGAGCAGGUGUUCUUAAUGUUAUGUACACACUACAGUGUAGUGGACUACUUUUGACCAGGGCCCAUAGGGCUCGGGUGCAGUUUGGGACGCAUGCAGUGACAUGCAGGGACGGUGAACUCAUGGCCCUAGAAUGUUCUGCUUUACAGAUACAACCAUACCUGGAACUAGGACUGACUUAUUACAUGCCAUGGAAAAUAUUAGAAGAAAAAGGCUUCACUGCCUGAAAAGCCCUCGAAUUAGAUACAAAUGUUUUAACUAAAAACCUGCCAAACUUAAUCAUGCUCAAUUUAAGGUGUGCCUCCCAAAUGACAACCUAUUCCCGUAUCUAGCACACUACGUUUGUCAGAAAUGCUGUUGGGGUGCCAUUUUGGACUCACACAAGGCCUGCCAUGUUGGUUUUCUCUGACAAUACGUUACAAUACUGCCAUGUUGGUAACUAUUUGAGAAGUGUCAGAUUGCCAUCAGAUAGAGAUGUCAAAUGUAAAACUGUGUAUCUAUGAGAUGCCAAUGUAAUACAGCGUAGCUACACCUGGCUGUUUCAAAUUCAUGUUUGAUCCUUUCCUUGUUGUGCAAUAAUAUUGCCAAAGACUGAUUUCAAACUAUUUCAUUCAUCCAUCCAUUCAAUCAUGUAAAUAUCAUACUGUCCAAUAACUGUGGCAAAAAAAAAUGUAACAAUGUUUUUUUUUUCUUUUUCCAUUUGUUCUAAAAACCUACAAUAAUGUUUGUGAUGUAAUGUCUUCCAGUCGCAAUAAAUGAAAAAUACAAGUUUCAAAAGA